AGCAGUUGUCUAUCGGCCAAAAAUACCACAACAAAACAAUUGUAAUUUUGUUUUCCGACAAAUAAUUUGUGCGCCGCAAACAUGUCGCUAACAGUACGAAUUUUUACACUCUCGCGUAAUGGUCAGCGCAUGUUUGGCACCAACGGCGCACGCCUGUUUGCCGCCCAAAAGGAAGCCAAGGACAUAGUGCCUGUGCCCAAGGGCUAUGUUUACGUUAACAACAAGGAACUGAGCAUGGAUUUGGAUGCUAUCACAGAUCGUGCUGCCACCUCAAUGUUUUUUGGCGAGCUGUUCCGUGGCUUUGCUGUAACACUGGCACACAUUUUCAAAGAGCCGGCAACGAUUAACUACCCGUUCGAGAAAGGGCCACUGAGCCCACGUUUCCGUGGCGAGCAUGCACUUCGUCGGUAUCCAAGCGGCGAGGAGCGCUGUAUUGCCUGCAAGCUUUGUGAGGCCAUUUGCCCCGCCCAGGCUAUCACUAUUGAGGCCGAGGAGCGUGCUGACGGCAGCAGGCGCACGACUCGAUACGAUAUUGACAUGACCAAGUGCAUAUAUUGCGGUUUCUGUCAGGAGGCCUGUCCAGUCGAUGCGAUUGUUGAGGGUCCAAAUUUUGAGUUCUCGACGGAGACGCACGAGGAAUUGCUAUACAACAAGGAAAAGCUCUUGUGCAAUGGCGAUAAAUGGGAAUCAGAGAUUGCAUCCAACUUACAAGCCGAUCAUCUGUACCGCUAAUUCUUCUCUGUACAUAUUAGAUUUUUGUUUAGAAAUGUUUUUCCAAUUAAAGAACUUCGGGUAACACUGAUAA
This is a messenger RNA of Drosophila navojoa, 805 nucleotides long. RefSeq names its product NADH dehydrogenase (ubiquinone) 23 kDa subunit (gene ND-23). Gene Ontology annotation, biological process: mitochondrial respiratory chain complex I assembly; mitochondrial electron transport, NADH to ubiquinone. Gene Ontology annotation, molecular function: NADH dehydrogenase activity; 4 iron, 4 sulfur cluster binding. NCBI's taxonomy places the organism in Eukaryota, Metazoa, Arthropoda, Insecta, Diptera, Drosophilidae. Gene Ontology annotation, cellular component: respiratory chain complex I; membrane. The record is from RefSeq and is a predicted model, not a curated record.